UUUUACAAUUCACUUUUAUUUGUCAAACAAAAACAGAACCUCUCGAGAUAUUUAGCUAGCUGGGGAAUAAGCGAACGUAUCAUGGAGGUUUCAAGUCUAUUGUCGCUCCUAUUUCUUCUUCUUCUUUUUCCCAUCCCGCUCUUCCUCUACCUCAUCGUCCGGCCACGUCCCGUGAAAGUCCCAAUCAAGAACCGCCACGUCUUCAUCACCGGCGGCUCCAGCGGCAUCGGCUUGGCUAUAGCUCACCAAGCCGCUUCCGAAGGCGCCAAAGUCUCGAUACUAGCUCGGAAUGAGGAGAAGCUGGAGGAUGCCAAGCGCGCGAUACGCGCCGCCACCGGAUGCGACGUCGGCCUGUUUAGCGCCGACGUCAGAGAUUUCGACGCUGUGAGGAGGGCGGUGGAAGAGGCCGGGCCGGUGGAUGUUCUGGUGUGUAACCAGGGGGUGUUUGUGGCGGAGGAGGUGGAGCGGCAGGACAUGCAGGAGGUGAAGUGGAUGAUCGACGUGAACUUGACGGGGACUUUUAAUUUGAUCAAAGUGGCGUUGCCGGGAAUGAAGAAGAACAGGGGAGAGCGUGGACCGGGGUCAAUCGCCGUCAUGUCCUCUCAGGCCGGACAGGUGGGCAUCUAUGGUUAUGCAGCCUAUUCAGCUUCCAAAUUUGGGCUCAGAGGUUUGGCAGAGGCGUUGCAGCAGGAAGUUAUUGCAGAUAACAUUCAUGUUUCUUUAAUAUAUCCUCCUGACACCGAUACUCCUGGCCUUGCUCAAGAGAGUAAAAAGAGACCUCGGAUAACAAGUCUACUAUCAGCAUUUUCCGGGCCGAUGAAAGCCGAAGAAGUUGGGAAGAAAACAUUAGAUGGAAUAAAAUGCGGGCGGUUUUCGGUUCCAUGCGACAUCGAUGGUUUGGCGAUAACCAUCGCCACCGCUGGUAUGUCUCCUCAAAGGUCAUUCCUCAUGGCUUUGGUUGAGGUGUUUGCUGCUGGAAUAUUGCGUAUUGUCGCUCUCUGCUUCCAGUUUAGCUGGUACAGGACCAUCGAAAAAUAUUAUCUUCCCAUGAGGAAAUAGUACUAGCUAACUAUAUGUUAUUAGUGCAUUUAUUAUUACUACGAGUAAUAUACUGUGUAUAAAAUAAAUAAGCUAUUUCUUAGCUUAGCUUCUACUUGUUAUUUCCUGCAUGUUUUAAUAAUGAUGACUUUGAAGUUUUUCUUUUUUAUUUAAUCACACUCUAAUAGAGAGUAUUAGACUGUUUUUAAUUGAAAUGUAAUUUUCUAAUUUGAGCUUGUCUAGUUUGAUUUGUUUAAUU
Cuscuta europaea is the source of this 1297-nucleotide messenger RNA. The record is from the annotation of a GenBank genome assembly. Lineage: Eukaryota; Viridiplantae; Streptophyta; Magnoliopsida; Solanales; Convolvulaceae.